Anopheles marshallii is the source of this 1053-nucleotide messenger RNA. Its product is annotated as eukaryotic translation initiation factor 4H-like. Gene Ontology annotation, molecular function: RNA binding. The transcript is spliced from 4 exons. The coding region runs from base 1 to 1053 and encodes 350 amino acids. Lineage: Eukaryota; Metazoa; Arthropoda; Insecta; Diptera; Culicidae. The record is from RefSeq and is a predicted model, not a curated record.
AUGGCAGGCAGAGGUACACACGAUAAUAAUAGAUAUGGAGAGCGGCCCCGUAAACCGCUACCGACGGAACCGCCGUUCCUUGCGUACGUUGGUAACCUUCCGAAUGGCAUCGUGCAGGGCGAUAUUAACUCCAUCUUCAAAGAAUAUGCGGUAAAGAGCGUGCGUCUUGUGAAGGACAAGGAAACGGAUGCAUUCAAAGGAUUUUGCUAUGUCGAGUUCGAUACGCUGGAAGAUUUGGAAAAGGUGCUCAUGCUGGACCGUAUGAUUGUGCUGAACGAACGACCGGAACCGUUGCGGAUUGAUGUGGCCGAGCAGAAGAAAAAUGAUCGCGGAGGAUUUAAUAGGCGAGGUGGUCAACAGAAUCGUGGAGGUCCAGGUGGACCUGGCGGCGGUGGUGGUGGCGGCUACAACCGUGGCGGACCCAAUCAGAUGAAUAAUCGGCCGAUCAGCAGUGGCGGAGGUGGUAGUAGCGGUAGUGGUGGUAUGGAUAGACAUUAUGGUAACGAUUACUCCCGAAACGAUUACGAUAGAAACCGCGGUGGACGUCCGAAUAACUACAACGACCGAGCACCAAACCGAGGGAGGUACGGGAACUUUGGUGAUGAACGUGACGGUGGUGGUCGGGACGAAUGGAAUCGUGAUCACGAUCGGGAUGGACGUGGUGGAGGUGGCGGUCGCUACAACGAUCGCGACAACUACGGUCGCGACGAUGGCAAUAGGUACGGCAAUUUCGGUCGUAAUAACCAAUACCGCGACAAUGAUCGAAGAAAAGACGCGCCACCCUCGCACUACCCGCCUCCAUCCAACCCCAAUCUCAACAUGGAGGAACGGCCCCGACUGAAGCUGGCACCGCGCUCGACGAACGCACCGCUGAACGCGCUGGCCGAAACGAAACAGGCGGCCGCCAUCUUCGGCAACGCGCGACCACGCGAAGAGAAGCUCGGUACGGAAACUGCAACGCGGAAGCACGCCAACAGUGUUGGCAGCGAGGGUAGCAGUGCGGACGGUGGUGCCGGUGGCAGUGCGUCCUCCGCUACGGUGGCAGAUAAUUAA